GGAGAAAGAUGGGUUUUCGUAAGAAAUCACUCACACCUACCGGCCAUUCAUGAAAAUGUCUGAUUACAAUUUCGACCACGUAGAUUUUACUCAAGAGCAUAUUCGGCAUCUCCAAGAAAAUCCCCUUGAAGCUUGUCAGCGCGAAAAUGAAUCUCUUCGUAUAAGACUGGAAACGCUCAAUCGUAUGCUUCUUGAAGCUAGAGAGGAGUCGCAAACGAGAUUAAAUCGUAUUAAACAGGUGAGAGACGAAAGGGAUGAGGCUUUUAAUGAAGGGGAAAAAUAUGCGACGAGAGAAAUUGGUGGACAGUUAGAGGUGUUGAAGAGGGAAAAGUUCGAGGCAGAAACGAAGAAUAAGGAAUUGGUAGAGGAUGUAGUGAAAGCACAGGAGAUGGCGAUCCAAAUGAAAACGAGAUGGGAAAAUUUGUGUAUUGAGAAGGAUGAAAAGGAGGGAAUGAAUGAUGUGUCCUUGGGUUUGCUUGAGCAGCAGAAGAAUAGGAUUUCAGAGGAGCUUCAGGAAGCAAAGGUGACCAUAAGGGGAAAAGAGCUUCAUAUACAGCAUUUAAAGGAAGAAGGCAGGAGUAGGUCAGCGAGAGUGUCAGAGACGCCACCAGUAGCGAGAGAACGAACAAUGGCUCUUAUAGAACAAAUUCAUGUGUUGAUGGUAGAAAGAGAUGAUAUGAGACAGCAAUUGGAGAUCUUGACGGAGAAUGUCAUAGGUACUCCGCCGAAGGAGUUUACACCAAGAGAAGACACAUCGCCGAGAGAAACACCAGAUCAAAACAAAGAGCGGGAAUCUAGUAUAUUGAACUAUACUACCGGCCUAGGUAGUUCCAAGUUCAAAGGCAGUAGACGAAUCUUGCAUGCCCCUUCUCCUUUGAGACAACAAUCUUCUACCGCCGAAUCGGUAGAAGAUGAAGAUUCGGAAAAUGAAGUAGAAGCAAAAGAAGGAUAUUCCAAGGAAGAAGAGGAAGAAGCAGACACAGAAAACGAUGAAAAAGUAAAAGAAAGUAUCGAAAAAGACGAAAUCGACACAUCGGUGGAAACAUAUCGAAAAGACACAGACAUUCACUACCAGCGACUUGUUAAUCGCAUCAAAGAACUUGAGGAAAGAAAUAUGCGUCUUGAGCGUUAUCACGACAUGUCCCACGCAACACGCGCAAUCCUCAGUCUGACACCUGUUCAUUUCGAAGCAUACCGUGAACGUAAAGAGGCUAAGAGGAAAGAGGGAAUGGUGUUACUUGAUGUUAUGGACAAGGAAUGUAAAAUUCUGCGAAAACAAAAUAGGAACCUCGAAAAGCAGUUCCAGGUAUUGGCAGAUUUGAGACUCAAGGAGAAAGAGGACACGGGGGAUGCGCAGGAUUUCAUAUUCACACAAGCCCAAUAUGAUGAAAAGAAAAACGCUGCGAAGGAUUACAAAAGAUUGUAUGAGGAGGCGGAAGGGGUAGUGAAGAAGAUGCUAGAGACCUGUUCGGAUGUCGAUGUCGAAGAAGUUUCGGAAUUGCGCAAGGAGCGGGAACUUCUUAAAAAGCGAAUAGAGGAACUGGAAGUGGAAAUCGAUGGUCCGUUAGGAUUGAGAGAACAAUUGGCAUCUCGUGUUGCUGAAGAUACAGACGAUUUUGAUGCGGAGAAGGAGUUAACAAGAGUCAAAACUGAGCUUGAAUGGUGCACAAAGGAAAGAGAUACAGCUAUGGAGGAAUCACACCUGGAGGAGAAUCUUAUGUCCAUCAAGGGACUGAUGGAUCAAUUAUCCCAGAAACUCGAUGUUGAUAUUUAUCCCAAAGAGGACAAAUACGAACAACCCAAGGAAAUGAACAACAAAUACCGAAAAUUCCAGCGUGAAUUGAGCGACGAGAAAGAAAGGACCAAGUCUCUCGAGAAGUUUCUGGAAGAGAAGUACAUGGAAUAUGACGAUCUUGCCAGCGAUGUGAACAAUGAUUCGAUGAGUGCAAGAUUGGCUAGAGCAUUAAUCGAACUGUACCAAACGAAGAGGAAGCUGAUGGAUAAAACGAUACAGAGGAAUAGUCUUACGAAGAGUGCUGUGGGAUGUUUAACGACCGCCUUCAGACACAAUGAAACACUGGAACAGAAAAUAUAUACACUGCAACAGCAUCCCGAUCGCAAUCCUCAGCUUCCUAUUACAGAUGUUGAUUUGGAGAACGAAGAAAAGAUUGCGAGACUUCAGCGGAAAAUUGACCUGUUGGAAAACCAGCUUCAGAAAGCUCAAUCCGAUAUCAAAUCUAUGGAGAAAAUGUCGAAAAGAUCGAAAGAGAAAUUGGAUGAAUAUAUUGGGUUAUCUUUUAAGAAGUCAAAUACGCACCCUAGAGUUGAAUCUUUGAGAUUAAAGAGACAGAGAUCCCCUCUAGCUCCGAAUGCUACUGAUCUCGAAGUUAUUGCGCAUUUGAGAGUUCAGCUUCAAGAUACGGAUGAGUUGGUUGAGUUUAUAUGUCAGAGAUAUGAUGCUGCGGAGGGUGAAGAGGAAGAUGAGAAGAAGGGAUUGAAGACAGAGAAAAUGAAAGCGACAGAGAGAGCGGAGAUAGCGGCGAGAAGAUUGGAGGGUUGUAUGGACUUGGUAGAUGGACCGUUGGCUCAAAAAGAAGCGUGGGAUAAUCUGAAAGGAUUAUUGAGAGAGGCAAGGGAGGACUUGAAAGCUAAAAUGAAUGAGUGGAAAGAAAAGGAUGGAGAACGCGAUUGGGCGGUUGAGAGUUUGGAGAAAAUGUUAAAGGAGAGUGAAGAAAGAGGGGUGGCGCUCGCUAAACUUUUGCACUCAACACAAGAGGACAUGAAGAGUGAAGGUACGAAAGAUGCAAAGGUUGCAGAAUUGGAAGAACAACUAAGUAGGAAUGAAGAAAGAAUACGAGACUUGUUGCGGGAGAAAGAUGAGCAUAAAGCCGAAGCUGAUGGGUUAGAAAGUUUUCUUCGAGCUAGCGAGACACAAACGACACAACUCGAUGAGCAACUCAGGAAGGCCGAAGAGAGAAUCCGAGAUCUGCAGCUGGAAAAAGAUACCCAGCAAUCCGAGGCUGAAAGGCUGGAAGAUCUUCUCAAAGCUCGCGAAACACAAACUGCUGAAUUUUUCAGGAAAUUAAGAAGUGAAGAAGAAGAACAAUACCAGGAAGAGAUCGAGAGACUUCACGAGCUACACAAAACUAGCGAAGACAAAGUUACCGAGCUUCUCGAUAUAUCAAUCACGACUUCGGCAGGAUUAUCUGAUCUCGAAGCCGAGAUUGCGAGAUGGAAAAUCGUUGCGGGAGAAAGCAUUGGGGAGAUUGAAAAUCUACAGCAACAAUUGGAAGAUGCCGAGGCCAAAGUUGAAUUUCACCGGAUCACGCGUAAUCAAAAUGCGGAAACGCAAACAGACACGCCCGCAUCCACAAAUAUGGAAACACAAACAGAUGAUAUCGAACUUCUGCAACCUGAAGUUCCGCCUUCUGCCGCUGAGCCUAAGCCAAAGAAAUUGAAAAAGAAACCCCCCAAAAAGAAACCUAUCACCAAGACCCCGCCAGACCCACCCUAUUAUUCUCACCACUCCGAUUCCGAGCCUUCGAAUGAAGACCUCGAGUCCCCGAAACCUCUCAAGCCACAGCCCAAACACAACAUUUCCCUUCGUCCAGAAAUGGAUUCAGGUCAUCCAGCUCCAUCACCCUCUCCAGCUCCCUCGACAACCAUCAGACUUACAUCCAAAGCGCACGCGAAGAAGAAGAAGAAGGUUCACGGAAAAGAAAGGGUCAAAUAUGAUCCAACGUAUAAAGUCGAGACAGCGGUCGAAAGCGAGGACGAAGAGAUACCAGAUGUGGAAAUAGCGCAGGAGAGUCCGAUUCAAGAAAUGCAGAGAGUAGGAGAAGUAGUGGUAUCAAGGGGAAGUAGGAAGACGAGAAAUCCAGAUCCGGUUUAUACUGGGCAGUUGCUAGUGCGGGGACUUGGGAAGGGAGAGAAGGAGAAGAUGGGUGGAAAUAAGGCUGCGAGGGGCCAAAAGAGGAAAGCGAGUGAGAGUGUGAAUGAAGCUGGGAGAGUAAAGAAGGGAAAAUUCUAGAAUGGAAAAGGUAUGAGAGAAGGUGGAUUGUUUAUUUUUGGGCGUCAAUGAGCGCUAGGUUGAAGUCUGGGUGUUAUAACUUCGGUUUCUACGGAUAACUAGUAAAGUAGAUAGGUCA
Botrytis cinerea B05.10 is the source of this 4148-nucleotide messenger RNA. RefSeq lists its product as hypothetical. The coding region runs from base 50 to 4030 and encodes 1326 amino acids. The transcript has a single exon. The record is from RefSeq and is a predicted model, not a curated record. NCBI's taxonomy places the organism in Eukaryota, Fungi, Ascomycota, Leotiomycetes, Helotiales, Sclerotiniaceae.